Ectocarpus sp. CCAP 1310/34 is the source of this 1635-nucleotide messenger RNA. The record is from the annotation of a GenBank genome assembly. NCBI's taxonomy places the organism in Eukaryota, Phaeophyceae, Ectocarpales, Ectocarpaceae.
ACAGCAGCAGCAGUGGCGGCGGUACCCGUCCCCCACCCUCCCAGCAAAGGCAAGGGUAAAGCCCUUGCUCAUGAAGCCUCCCAAGCACGCGGGGGGGCAGCUCCAGCAGUGCUAUCCUCUCAAAUAGGUGAGGGGUCAGUACCAGCAUCAACAGCACCGGCAAUAUCAGCGGCACCAGAGGCCGCAACAGGGGCAGCAACACCGGCACAACUCGCAGCAGCAGCAGCGGAAGUAGCCGCCGCCGCGGGGGCGGCAGCGGCGAGACCAGCAGCAAGCGGAGGUCACGACCGCGGAGCGCGCCAACAAGGACGAGAAGGGGGGCUGAGCGGCCGUGAAGGAGGCAGAGGAGGGGGGAUGAGCGGCCGUGGGGGAGGUGGAGGAGGGGGGCAUGGGGCAGCAGCGCCAGGUCGUGGAGCAGGAGGUGGGGCUGGAGGAGCCGCCGGUGGAGGGGCCGGCGAUACUUCAACAUCCAGUGCGCAGGAACGCUUCUUUCAAGAAGUGAAGGACAAGAUCGACCGGAGUAUCACCCUUGAGGAAGGUGGUGUGAAAGGCCGGUUCCCGUUUGACAACCCGCUCGUGCGUCCGAAGUGUGCCACUUUUCAGCCAUCACCAGGAUGUGGGGGCAAGGGCGCACCUGAUGGCUGGAACCCUAAGGGGCCACGCCGGGUGUUCACGGAGCACGACGUGGCGUACGUGAUGGAAUUUCGGUACAAGUGUGCGAAGUGCGCGGAGUUCAAUAAAGGCAAGCAGGAGGCGGAAAAGCACAAGACGAGCUUCAACGCGUGGGAUGCUGGGUGCCUCCGGCGUCUCCCGGAGUACAUCUCCAAGGAGUUUCCUUUCCUUCUCACCAAGCGAUCGGGCAUUGAGAUUUGCAUGGUGAACCGGCUUGCAGAUGAUUUGGUGCAUGGGAAGGACUUCUCCGCUGCUGCCAAGAACAUUCGUCAGGCGCAUACGACCAAGUUCAUGGUGGACCAGCUGAAGUACACCUCUCUGGUCAACACCCGGCGGACCAGCUCGGGCAUCUUCCGCUCGGCCAACCUCGCCAACACUCCGGAGAGGUUCGGCAGCUUUGACGACUCGACAAAGUACGGCGGUGCGGUCCCGUCGGAGCACUAUUUGCGGGACGUGUGGCGGUUGUAUUUCCCGAAACUCCCCGUGCUGGAGGUGGAUAGUGUGGAUUGGACCCUGGAGGAGUAUCAGCACCGCUUGAUGCAGCGCUGGGACGGAGACAUUCUGGGUGGGGACGCUUCGUUUAAGUUUGCGAAGAUCAUCCGGCUCGGGGCAAAAGCGGGCGAGGAGCGCACAAGACCAGUGUACGGCUUCUUCACAGUCUUCAACGAAUAUGAGCAGCUUUUUUUCAUGCGAUUCGUUCGCAAUGGCUUCAAGGUUCCUACUCUGUGGAACACAGAUGACUGCUGUGAUGACCGUCAACUGCUGCAACGCAUAUUUCGCGAGUUUGAGGAGGUAACGGGGAUCAGUCUUUAUCUGGAAGACGAGGUGGACGCCGGAGUUCAGUUGGAGCUCCUGCCACAGCUGGAUCUGGAGUUCACCCCUGCCAUCGUGUACGACCCGGAGGCGGUAGCCGCUGCCUGCGGCUCCUUUGUUUGCGGCCUACGCCACUUAUUUAUCCGGUGA